UUGGAUGUGGGGCCCGACAAGGCAGGAGGAUAACGGACAGUUACUGGUAACUCGUGAAGGCUUCAACAACGAGUGACAUAACAGCGAUAUCAACAACCAAUUCGCCCCCCUUAACUUGAUAAUCGCCCAAGAUGUCGUACUUCUUCGCUACGCCGGUGGAUAUCGAUAUCGUCCUUGAAGACAGCGAUGAGCGCCAGGUAGUCGACAUAAGAGAAAAGCAGCGCCGCGAGAAGGCGCCGCUGUAUAUGGACGGCGAGUCUGUUAAGGGGCAAGUCACGGUGCGCCCGAAGGAUGGGAAGCGAUUAGAGCAUACGGGGAUCAAGGUCCAAUUCAUUGGCACGAUAGAAAUGUUCUUCGACCGAGGCAACCACUACGAAUUCCUCUCGCUAAACCAGGAGCUCGCGGCGCCGGGCGAGCUGCAGCACCCGCAGACCUUCGACUUCAACUUCAAGAACGUCGAGAAGCAGUACGAGUCGUACAACGGCAUCAACGUGAAGCUGCGGUACUUCGUGCGCGUCACCGUCGCCCGCCGCAUGGCCGACGUCAUCCGCGAGAAGGACCUCUGGGUCUACUCCUACCGCAUCCCGCCCGAGAUGAACUCCUCCAUCAAGAUGGACGUCGGCAUCGAGGACUGCCUCCACAUCGAGUUCGAGUACAGCAAGAGCAAGUACCACCUCAAGGACGUCAUCGUCGGCCGCAUCUACUUCCUCCUCGUCCGCCUCAAGAUCAAGCACAUGGAGCUUAGCAUCAUCCGGAGGGAGACCACCGGCGCCGCCCCGAACCAGUACAACGAGAGCGAGACCCUCGUGCGCUUCGAGAUAAUGGACGGCUCCCCAUCCCGAGGCGAGACAAUCCCCAUCCGCCUCUUCCUCGGAGGCUUCGACCUGACCCCUACGUUCCGCGACGUGAACAAGAAAUUCUCAACACGGUACUACCUGAGUCUGGUCCUGAUAGACGAGGACGCCCGGCGCUACUUCAAGCAAUCCGAGAUCAUCUUGUAUCGGCAGGCCCCCGACGCCGCUGCGAACACAGACCCGCAAGCGGUAGUAUCGGUCCCCGAAUCUACGCGCCCGCCUCUACCUGUCCAAGCAUAAAGAAGUUGGUAAAGGCGAAGAUAAGAUUCUGUUGGUUUUUUUGUUCUACUACUAUUAUGUGUUGACCUAUUCUCUGUACAUUCUUAUUCACCUCAAGGUCGAGCAUUGACGGCACGGCGUUUAGUGGUCUUUGAUUAGCAUGUGAUCAAGUCAGAAAGAGCCAAGGCGUUACUC
Annulohypoxylon truncatum is the source of this 1268-nucleotide messenger RNA. RefSeq names its product vacuolar protein sorting-associated protein 26. The transcript is spliced from 3 exons. Lineage: Eukaryota; Fungi; Ascomycota; Sordariomycetes; Xylariales; Hypoxylaceae. Gene Ontology annotation, biological process: intracellular protein transport; retrograde transport, endosome to Golgi. The record is from RefSeq and is a predicted model, not a curated record. Gene Ontology annotation, cellular component: retromer complex; endosome. Bases 132 to 1094 code for a protein of 320 amino acids.